CUUUCGGUGGCAGCGGUACCUUGUCAGUCUCUCUUGUAAAAAGGCAGUGCUGCGUGCACUGAUAUCCCGGCUUUUGUCUCAGGAGCAAAAGACACACGUCGUCUCAAAAAUGAAACGAGUUUGGGUCGUAGGAGUUCUCUUUGCACUCUUAGCCUUUGCUGCUGUAAAGGCAGAGGAUGAAGUUGACGUCGAUGGGACAGUGGAGGAGGAUCUUGGAAAAAGCAGAGAUGGCUCAAGAACAGAUGACGAGGUGGUGCAGAGAGAGGAGGAGGCUAUCCAGCUGGAUGGAUUGAAUGCAGCUCAGAUUAAGGAAAUCCGAGAAAAGUCCGAGAAACAUGUCUUUCAGGCUGAAGUCAACAGAAUGAUGAAGCUGAUCAUUAACUCCCUCUACAAAAACAAGGAGAUCUUCCUCAGGGAGCUGAUCUCUAACGCCUCCGAUGCUCUGGAUAAGAUCCGCUUGUUGUCCUUGACCAAUGAGGAGGCAAUGGCAUCAAAUGAAGAGCUAACUAUCAAAAUAAAAUCUGAUAAGGAGAAGAACAUGCUGCACAUCACUGACACUGGUCUUGGAAUGACCAAAGAGGAUCUGGUGAAGAACUUGGGCACCAUCGCCAAGUCUGGCACCAGCGAGUUCCUCAACCAGAUGACAGAGAUGCAGGCUGAGGACCAGUCCACCUCGGAGCUGAUUGGCCAGUUUGGUGUGGGUUUCUACUCGGCUUUCCUCGUUGCUGACAAAGUCAUCGUCACGUCUAAACACAACAAUGACACCCAGCACAUCUGGGAGUCUGACUCUAACCAGUUCUCAGUCAUCGAGGACCCCCGCGGGGACACACUGGGAAGAGGAACCACCAUCACACUGGUCCUGAAAGAGGAGGCCUCAGACUACCUGGAGCUCGAGACCAUCAAGAACCUCAUCAGGAAGUACUCUCAGUUCAUCAACUUCCCCAUAUACCUCUGGGCCAGCAAGACUGAGACAGUUGAAGAGCCCAUUGAGGAGGAUGCUGAAGCAACAGAGGAGCCAGAGAAGGAGGCUUCUGAUGAUGUGGAAGUGGAGGAAGAGGAAGAGGACAAAGACAAGCCAAAGACCAAAAAGGUUGAAAAGACUGUGUGGGACUGGGAGCUGAUGAACGACAUCAAGCCAAUCUGGCAGAGACCGGCUAAGGAGGUAGAGGAGGACGAGUACACGGCUUUCUACAAGACCUUCUCCAAGGACACCGACGACCCUCUGGCCCACAUCCACUUCAUGGCUGAGGGAGAGGUUACCUUCAAGUCCAUCCUGUUUGUGCCCACCUCAGCUCCACGCGGCCUGUUCGACGAGUACGGCUCCAAGAAGAAUGACUACAUCAAGCUGUUUGUGAGGAGAGUUUUCAUCACGGAUGACUUCAACGACAUGAUGCCCAAGUACCUGAACUUCGUCAAGGGAGUGGUUGACUCUGAUGAUCUUCCCCUGAAUGUGUCCAGAGAGACUCUGCAGCAGCACAAACUGCUCAAGGUUAUCCGCAAGAAGCUGGUGCGUAAGACUUUGGACAUGAUCAAGAAGAUCGCAGAGGAACAGUACAACGACAAGUUCUGGAAGGAAUUCGGAACCAACAUCAAGCUGGGCGUCAUCGAGGAUCACUCCAACAGGACCCGUCUGGCCAAGCUGCUCCGCUUCCAGACCUCCAACAGCGAAACCGUCCUGGCCAGCCUGGAGGAGUAUGUGGAGCGCAUGAAGGAGAAGCAGGACAAGAUCUACUUCAUGGCUGGAACCAGCAGGAAGGAGGCUGAGUCUUCCCCCUUCGUUGAGAAGCUGCUGAAGAAGGGCUAUGAGGUGAUCUACCUGACAGAGCCUGUGGACGAGUACUGCAUCCAGGCCCUCCCCGAGUUUGAUGGAAAACGCUUCCAGAACGUGGCCAAGGAGGGCAUCAAAUUUGACGAGACUGACAAGGCAAAGGAGAAGAGGGAGGCUCUGGAGAAGGAGUAUGAACCUCUCACCACUUGGCUGAAGGAUAAGGCACUGAAGGACAAGAUUGAGAAGGCCAUCCUCUCUCAGAGGCUCACAAACUCCCCCUGCGCUUUGGUUGCCAGUCAGUACGGCUGGUCAGGAAACAUGGAGAGGAUCAUGAAGGCCCAGGCCUACCAGACAGGAAAAGACAUUUCCACUAAUUAUUAUGCAAGUCAGAAGAAAACAUUAGAAAUCAACCCCAAACAUCCUCUCAUCAAGCAGAUGCUGAACAGAGUCAAUGGAGACGCUGAGGACCAGACUGCGUCCGAUUUGGCUGUGGUUCUGUUUGAGACGGCCACGCUGCGUUCAGGAUACCAGCUCGUUGACACCAAGGCUUAUGGAGACAGGAUAGAGCGCAUGCUCCGACUCAGCUUGAACGUAGAUCUGGAAGAACAGGCAAAGGAGGAGGAUGAUGAUGCUGAAGAUAAAGAGGAAGUUAUGGAUGAGGAUGACGAUGACGAGUCGCUAACCGGUUUAGUCCACAUUCAUAGACUGAUAACAGGAAUGAGUAUAGAAAUUCCUGAAGGACUGACGGAGCUGUUACAGAGCUUUACCGUGGAAGUGUUGAGGAAUCAGCCAAGGGAUUUGCUCGAGUUUGCGUUGCAGUACUUCACCCAGCUGAAGGAAAAAGAGACCAAAGAGGCCUCGUUUGGCAAUGACCAAAAUUCGGCCCCGAGACUGGGAAAAGCUGUCAAUUUCAUUGACGAAGCCAUGCAGAUCGAUUCGGAAAACGGAGAGGAGGACGACGACGACGACGAGGAAUUCAUAGCCCCGGUUAUAAACAGAUUCAUCAGAAGAGCAUCAGUGUGCGCUGAAGCGUUCAACCCAGAUGAAGAUGAGGAGGAAAAAGAGCCAUGGAUCACCCACCCAAAAACCGAUGAGCAGAGACAGAGACUACAGGAAGCGUGUAGGGACAUUCUUCUGUUCAAGAAUUUGGAUCCAGAACAGAUGUCUCAGGUGCUGGAUGCCAUGUUUGAGAAGUUCUGCACUGAAGGGGAGCACAUCAUUGAUCAAGAUGACGAUGGGGACAACUUUUAUGUUAUAGAGAGCGGGACAUUUAAUAUUUUCGUAAUGGUUGAUGGCAUGGAAAAGCUGGUAGGUUGCUAUGACAACAAAGGCAGCUUCGGAGAGCUGGCACUGAUGUACAACACCCCCAGGGCUGCCACGAUAAUCGCCACCUCGCCUGGAGCCCUUUGGUGCAUGGAUCGUCUGACAUUCAGGAGGAUCAUUGUGAAGAACAAUGCCAAGAAGAGGAGGCUGUAUGAGGCGUUCAUUGAAACACUACCACUGCUUAUGUCAUUAGAGCUGUCAGAGAGAAUGAAGGUAGUAGACGUAUUAUCUACCAAGGCGUAUUGUGAUGCACAGCAAAUCAUUGCUCAGGGUGAUUUAGCAGAUUGCUUCUACAUUGUCGAGUCCGGCCAGGUUAGAAUCACCAUGAGAAGAAGCAGGACGAAAAAAGACCAGGAGGAGGAGGAGGAGGUGGACAUCGCCACAUGCUCUAGGGGCCAGUAUUUUGGGGAGUUGGCGCUCGUCACGAACAAACCAAGAGCUGCAUCUGCCUAUGCUGUGGGGAGCGUCAAAUGCCUCGUCUUGGACGUUAAAGCCUUCGAGAGGUUGCUGGGCCCCUGCAUGGACAUCAUGAAGAGAAACAUAGCUAACUAUGAGGAGCAGCUGGUCACCUUGUUUGGAAGUAGCACUGAGAUCGAGCAACAAAGUGCAUGAGAAGACUCCAAUGGACCAUGAAUUGAAUGGAUGAAAACAAAUUUUAUCAAUAUCAUUUUCUUACAAGAAAUGUGAAUAUUCACCACAACAUUUGUGUGUCAGAUAAAUAAGUCCGAUCCACCAUUAUGAGACAAAGGUUUAUUAUAGGAGAGUUUGCCACUGAGUGAGGAAGCCAAGAGUUGCUUAAAGCUUGUUUAAAUUAGAGUUAUCACAACUAAAACCUUAAAAAUGUAACUGUACAUUCACUCUUCAUCGUCAUAUAUAAUAUUUGUCAGUUGAACACUUUUUUACUCUCACGUUUUUCUCUGCUGUGUUAUAGUUAUACCUACAGUAUUAUAUCAUUUGUACAUUUCUAAACAUUGUCUGCCAAAAUCAGAUGCCAAAGCUAAUUUCCUACAGGAUAGUUGUGAGCAAAGAUGUCACCUUCUCUUCUCAGUUUCUGGCAUGAUCACCAACUCCUGCAGAAAAAGAAGCACUGGCACAUUGAUACAAAGCCCCAAUGUGAGAAAGUGUAGACAAUUUGCAAAGAAAGGCCUCUGGAUUCUGUUUUUGAAAAAAAGCAUCUUUUACAUUUUGAUCUCAUCGGAAUGUAGACUUGGCAGUACUCGAGCACUUUUGCUGAAUACUUUUUUGUCUGUCAUAAGAUUUGAACUGAUGGACACAUGUUCAUACACUGUAUAUCAUUGUUGGUCAGUGUUUGUGGCUGUUAGCCGUAUACUAUGCCUUUGCAAAAAAGAAAAAAAAAGAAAAAAAAAGAAGAAAAAACUCAGAACAGACUUCAGAAAGAUAGCUGAUAGUUUUGUAAGACUAUACAACAUAUUGCUGUACAAUAUGAGUAUUAACUGUUAUUAUAUAGGCCCACUUAUAAUUUCAUAAGUUGCCCCAUAGAUUGUUGUCUUUAUUGGCAAUGUCUUGAGACAUUUGCUUUCCCUGUGUUUGAAUGUAAAAUUUCAGUCAUUCUGUUUUUGUGUCAGUGAAACAUAAAUGAUGAUUAUGACAUCCAUUAUUGCUGCCUACCUCUGCCAACAACAUUUACUGUUUGGAAACACGUAUUCUGUUGUUCCCUCGCAACAGUGGUCAAAAGUGGGCCUUCUCUGCUCCCUUCUUCUCUCUCUGUUUAAAAUUAAUAAUGAAGUAUUCUGUAUUUCUGUAAGCUGGAUAGAGCUGUUGUUUGAAAAUUAAUAUUCUGAAUUUACCCCCCCCCCCCCUUCCUGCAAAUAUCACCGGUAACUUUUGAAGGCAACACAUAAAGCUGGCUGGAAGAACUGUAUGUUUCAUUUUUCAUGUCAAUAAAGAGCCUUUUUGUA
Messenger RNA from Labrus mixtus (cuckoo wrasse), 5010 nucleotides. RefSeq names its product heat shock protein 90, beta (grp94), member 1 (gene hsp90b1). Gene Ontology annotation, biological process: protein folding. Bases 110 to 3703 code for a protein of 1197 amino acids. Lineage: Eukaryota; Metazoa; Chordata; Actinopteri; Labriformes; Labridae. Gene Ontology annotation, molecular function: ATP hydrolysis activity; ATP binding; ATP-dependent protein folding chaperone. The record is from RefSeq and is a predicted model, not a curated record. The transcript has 28 exons.